Tetranychus urticae (two-spotted spider mite) is the source of this 4404-nucleotide messenger RNA. Its product is annotated as ribosomal protein S6 kinase alpha-5. The record is from RefSeq and is a predicted model, not a curated record. Gene Ontology annotation, biological process: protein phosphorylation; intracellular signal transduction. Gene Ontology annotation, molecular function: ATP binding; protein serine/threonine kinase activity; magnesium ion binding. NCBI's taxonomy places the organism in Eukaryota, Metazoa, Arthropoda, Arachnida, Trombidiformes, Tetranychidae.
AACAAAAUUUACUGCAUUAAAGAAACUCUUCAACUUGAAGUGCGAUUAUUACAGUUAUUACCUUAAUCUUAUUUUUUUAUUUUGGUUUACUUUACUUUUUCUGUGAUUUACACUUUUUUGAUACCAAAAACAAAUCUUCUCACUAUGGAUCGUCAAAAGGCCAAUGCUAGAAAAGGCGAUUUUGAGUUGGAAAGAUAUGGUGACCUGGAAUUGGUUGAUGAUCCAUUAACUGAAGAUGAAGUAAUUGGCGUUAAUGAAUUGGCCAUAGCAAUUGCAAUUAUUAUGCCUAAAUUUGCAUAUGAAAAACUGUGGCUUAAAGAGGCUCUUAUUAAUUAAUAUAUACAGAUAUAUAACUAGAUUUAUAUAUAUUUGUUCACCAAUAACGACCACAACCUGACCACAUGAUUGUUAUUGCCACUAUUUUUGCCUGUUGUUUUUUCUAGUUAGAAAAAUUUGCUUAUUAUUUAUUGAUUGAUCAUUUUGUUCUGUUCUUGUUAAAAAGUGUUGCCCUCUCUCACCCAGCUUUUUAAUCAACGACAUUGUUUUGUUUUAAUUCAAGUGAAAUUUUCAACCUUUUUUCAAAUUCCAACCAAUUACAAUUUAACAUCUUCCUACUGGUUGCUGGGUUUAAGUUGCCAUAGGCCUUAAAUCCCCUUUCCUUUUUUAAUCCGUUUUGGACGCUAAUUGGUCAGUUCGGACUGAGCAGCUUAUCUCUCUUCAUAUUGACACUCACUCAAAGACUCCCUCCUUGGCUCCUUCGACUCAUCAGAAUUACCAAAAAUCUUUUGUCCUCAAAAAUUACCAUUGUCUUUGCUCAAGUUAUCGAUCACGGUCGUUUCGAUUGUGUUUCUCUUAAAACUACAUAUUUUAUAUCAGUGUUACACUUUUAUACACAGUGAAUUGAUUAACUUUAUCAUCACUCACCAUCAUCAUCAUCAUCAUAUACAUACCAUCAUCAUCGUCAUCACCAUAGUACACAAGUUAUCUCUUUUUUUCAAAGUUAACUUGAAAUUUAUAUUUUAUUUUUGUGUAUUUAUAUAUAUAUAUCUUUAAUAACAACAAAAUGCCUGUUGAUAUUGAUGACUUUGAGAUCUUAAAAGUUCUUGGAACCGGUGCAUACGGUAAAGUGUUUCUAGUUCGUAAAUUAUGUGGCCCUGAUAUAAAUCAUCUCUAUGCAAUGAAAACCCUUAAAAAGUCUUCACUUGUAAAUAAACCGAAGACCUUAGAGCACACUUUAAUAGAACGUAAAGUGUUGGAAAUUGUACGUUCUGGGCCUUUCCUUGCUACUCUACACUAUGCCUUUCAAACAUCUGAUCGUCUACAUCUAGUAAUGGACUACAUAAGUGGUGGUGAAAUGUUCACCCAUUUAUAUCAACGUGACAGAUUCACUGAAGAUGCUGUUCGAAUCUAUAUUGCUGAAAUUGUUUUGGCUAUUGAACAUCUACAUAAGCAUAAUAUAGUUUAUCGUGAUAUCAAAUUGGAAAAUGUGCUUUUGGAUAAAGAUGGCCACAUCGUACUGACUGACUUUGGACUUUCCAAAAUGUUUAAAGAAAAUAGUGAAAAUAACCGAACGCACUCUUUUUGUGGAACCAUAGAAUAUAUGGCUCCAGAAGUUGUUCGACACGGAUCUGGUGGCCAUGAGUUCGCAGUUGAUUGGUGGUCAGUUGGUGUUUUAACCUAUGAACUGCUUACCGGUGCUUCACCCUUCACUCUUGAAGGUUGUCCAAACGUCCAAGCUGAAAUUACAGCUCGCAUUAUCCACGACCGACCACCAAUUCCUGAAUACAUGUCAAAUGUUGCCGUCGAUUUCAUUUUAAAACUACUUGCUAAAGAUCCUAGGAGACGCCUUGGAGCUGGAAGAUAUGGUGCUAGUGAAAUAAAAAGGCACCCUUUCUUUGGAAAUCUUAACUGGACCCAUUUAGCAGAGAAAAGAGUUCGUGCUCCUUUUGUGCCUAAGAUCAAUGGUGAUACAGAUACUUCUAAUUUCUCAGACGAAUUCACGAGUAUGUCUCUCGUUGAAACGCCAGAUAUAUCACCUCCUGAAGAAGUUCCAGAAAAUAGUUUCAAUGGUUAUGAAUAUAUUUCCCCGGAUCUAAUCGCCGCAAAUCGUUUUUAUUACGGUGAAGCCGCAGUGCCUAUUGAAGAAGUACAGAAUCAGGAGGUUAUUGAAUACGUAAAUAGCGAACAAUCAGAAGACGAAGAAGAGAUCCAAGAGGAAGACGAAGAAUCCGUUCAAAAUUCUUAUGCCUCUUCUGAAGAAGAGGGUGAAACAGUUGAUGAAAGUUCUGAGGAAGAACAAGAAUCUGAAGAUAACAAUGACGAUAAUUCCGACGAUAGCGAAGAAGACGAAGACGAAGAAGAGGAGGAGGAGGAAGAAGAAGACGAAGAAGAUGAUGAAGAAGAAGAAGAUGAAGAGGAAAAUGUAUCAACGAUCGAUGAAGAUAGUAUAUCAACCAUCGGUGAAGAAUCAUCAGUGACCGAAGAGGUGGAAGAGAAUACUCUCGACAAUCUCGCACAUCGCUUAAACCAGCCUCUAUUAGAUGCCUCAACCAUCCCAGUACCUGAAGAAUCCUUUGAAAGCUCAACAUCAUCAACUCAAAGGGAUAUAAACGAAAUAUUUGGUUCAUCCAUGUCCUCCAACGGAUCAAUCAUCGGCUCAAUCAAUAGUCAUCACAACCUCUCUCCAAAAAGAAGCGUUUCAGGGUCAUCUUUUGACAUUGACGUGCAACUACACCAUUCCAACUACAUCAUGACCUCAACACCUGCCAAUCCUAAACGUAAAUUUACCAGAAAAACCGAUAAUCAACAUCAUCCAAUAUCUCCACCAAGUCCAAUAUCGCCUUCACCUAAAAACGUGCUUUAUACACUGAGAAUCACAGCAAAUUCAGUGUUUCAUCAAAAGUACUCUCUCACCUUAAACUCCGUAUUAGGAGAUGGAACCUAUUCCAUUUGUACAAAGUGUGUCGACCGAAAGACUGGCGAGGAAUUCGCAGUGAAAAUAGUGCAUAAACAAUCUGACAUUACUUCUGAAGUUGAAUCACUCAACAUGUGCCAAGGACAUCCCAACAUAGUGAACUUAGUGGAAGUGUUAACCGAUGAUUAUUAUACAUAUAUAGUGCAAGAACUACUUCGUGGCGGUGAAUUACUUGCCAAAGUUGGCAGCAACGGUGCUUUCAGUGAAGUGGAAGCAUCUCGCCUAUUCCGUGGUCUGGUCUCAGCUUUAAACUACAUGCAUACCAAUCAAGUGGUCCACCGGGAUAUCAAACCUGAGAAUUUGAUAUUUACCGAUGACUCGCCUGACGCAGAAUUGAAAAUAAUUGAUUUUGGAUUCGCCUGCAAAAUAUCUCGUAAUGAAGUACUGAAAUCGCCUUGUUGUACCUUCGUUUAUGCAGCCCCUGAAGUGCUGAAGAUAGCAAAGAAACUCAGCGCCAAUGAAUCUCGUACCUAUCCAACAUCAUCAUUCACAUCUUCAUCCGAUCGCUACAGCUCAUCAAGUCCACCAUCAACACCGCCUGCCCUUUCACAAUCAAUUCAAGAACAAUUGGCUAAUAUUCCCUUCGUGGUUAAUCGAUCUCCAGAUAGCGACCGAUCUUAUCACAGAGAGGAUGGUUACACAGAAAGCUGUGAUUUAUGGAGCUUGGGCGCAGUGCUUUUUACCAUGUUAGGUGGUAAUCCGCCUUUUGCUCAUGUUCAUGACUUGUCUGCUUCAGAUGUAUUGGAAGGUAUCAAGAAUGGAGCUUUUGAUAUGAAUGGACCAAAUUGGGCUAAAGUUUCCACUGCUGCCAAAUCAUUGAUCUCUGGUCUAUUGGAUGUCAAUCCAGCUGCCCGGUUAAAAUUAUCUUACUUGACCUGUCACCCAUGGGUCCAAGGACAUUUCAACGAAUCCUCAAUGAACAUAAGCUACCGUAGAACGCCAUCAACACCACCUGGAACAUAUCUUCGUCAAGGUAGUCCUGGUUCAACACCAGUUCCAACUGUUGGCUCGUUAAGACUGGCUGAUGUCUCAGAAGCAAUUUUGGCUAAACGUCGUGCCUGUAAAAGACUAUUUAUCGACAACAAUGGAAACGAUUGUAGUCCUCACAUCGAAUCAAGUCAUAAGAGAAUCAAAACAGUGUUAACCAGAGAAUAUAAUAGUUUAAAUAAUAAUCUAUUUUUGUUUAAAGCUCAUCCUCUCCUAUCUACCAAAAAUUAAGCCUAUUGUAAAAGAUUCAUUUUUUUUCUAAUUUAUUCAUAUUAUAAAUCAUAUUCAUCCUAUAUUUUGUCAUUUUUGAUUGUAAACCUAAUCAAAACCUCUUGUCAUUACUUGUCCAUUCCCUCAUAAAUUUUCAUCCCAAAUUUUGGAAUUUCUGCAUGUAAAUUCCAUCAAUAAAUUACUUUAUCAAUAAAAGACUCAAUUUGAAAGAA